AUCUAUCAUUUCUCCUCUCUCUCUCCCAUUUUCUUUACACACCCAUCUGAUCCAACUCUGAAAAAAAGUACAUAUCUUUCAUCUUCUUCGUCUUUCCAUCAAAACCCACAUACCAAAACAUCCCCAAGAACACCAAUAAUCAAUAAAGGUUUUUGUUUUCAGUCGUUCGGUUUGUUUUGUACGGGAUGUUCAUGUCAAGUUUGGAUAUAUAUAGUUCAAACUGAUAUGAAGGUGGUUAUGAUUGUGACCACGACAAGUGUCAAAGUUUUGUUAUGCCUACAAUUGUCAUGUGAUUGAAACAGCUGGAGCAAAUAUCAGCAAUUAGACAGCUUUGAAGAUUUACAUAGCCGCAGAUUGGUCAGUUGUAUGACUGGAAUUUUGUUUCGAUAUUAGCAUCAUUACACUAAUUUUGAAAUGGAGACCAAGGAUUUGAUGACAAAACCUGAACCAAGAAUGAAACACAGGCUGCUUCCGGCUGUUUUACCUGUGAUAUUUAUUGCACUCACAUAUGUAGAUCCUGGAAAAUGGGUUGCAGCUAUUGAAGGAGGAGCACGUUUUGGUAAUGAUCUCAUUGUUAUUAUGUUUGUAUUUAGUUUGGCUGCUGUUCUGUGUCAGUACCUCUCGGCUUCUAUUGCGGUGGUCACCGGAAGAAAUCUUGCCCAGAUCUGCAGAUUGGAGUAUGGGACAGUCACAUGUGUUUUCUUGGGAGUUCAAGCGGGACUCUCUAUGAUCAUAUUAGACCUUUCAAUGAUUUUGGGAACUGCCCAUGCACUUAAUCUUACAUUUGGCAUCAGUCUGUUCACUUGUGUCCUUUUGACUUCUCUCGACGCUUUUUUAUUUCCGGUUGUCUCGAGUUAUCUGGAGAAUGGAAAAGCGAGGUUUAUAUGCAUGUGGUUGGCGACCGUUGCUUUAUGUUCUUACUUCUUUGGAGUGCUUACGAGUCAACGGGAUACAUCACUUUCCAUAGGUGGGAUGCUUCCCUAUUUAAGCGGGGAAAGUGUGUUUGCUUUAAUGAGUCUACUCGGUGCAAGCAUCAUGCCUCAUAAUAUAUAUCUCCAUUCAUCUAUAGUGCAGCAAAAUCAGGGACUGACACAAGUUUCUAAGGGAGCUUUAUGUCAAGACCAUCUUUUCGCCAUUGCAUGUAUCUUCAGUGGUGUUUUCCUCGUAAAUUACGUUCUGAUGAACUCAGCUGCAAAUGUGUUUUAUACUACCGGCCUUGAUUUGCUUACUUUCCAAGAUGCAUUGUCUCUAAUGGACCAGGUAUUCAGGAGCCUUAUGGCACCAUUCGCUCUAGUUCUUCUUCUGGUUCUUUCAUAUCAUACAACAGCGUUGACAUGGAAAUUCAGUGGACAGUCCGUUCUUCAUAAUUUUCUCAAAAUCGACAUCCCUGGUUGGUGUCAUCACUCAACAAUCAGAUUCAUGGCUUUAAUUCCAGCUCUUUUAUGUGCGUGGCAUUCGGGAGCUGAGGGUACAUAUCAACUGAUGGCAUUUACCCAGAUUGUGGUGGCGCUUUUGCUCCCAUCAUCUGUGAUCCCACUUUUUCGUGUAGCUUCAUCGAGAUCGAUUAUGGGCGUGAACAGAAUCUCUCAGUUUGUUGAAUAUCUUGUUUGGACAAUUUAUAUUGGCAUGGUCGGUUUAGAGAUAGUGUUCGUGGUCGAGAUGGUGUUUGGAAACAGUGAUUGGGCGAGUAACUUGAGGUGGACCAUGGGGACUGGCAUGUCAGCCCCGUAUAUUGUAGUUCUUGUUACUGCAGUUUUUUCCAUCUCAUUUAUGCUUUGUCUCGUUGUAACUCCUUUGAAAUCGGCAAGUUCCCGACUCGAUGUUCAGAAGUGGGAUAUUCAAGAUAUUGUCCCUGAAUCAUCGUUUAAAGAAAGAACUGAAGACCCGAGAGAAAUUCAAGAAACGAUAACAUCUCAUGAGAAGUCGUUAGAGUGUGAAUCUGAUACUUCACGUGAUUUAAAUUUGCCUGAUGAACUACUAGACUUCGAUAAUGGGUCUCAUUUGACUCCCAUAGAAGAAAGUUCUUCUGAUCUUGUUGUUACGUCACAGCAAGCUGAAUCAGUGACAACAGUGGAAAGUAUCUCGAGCCCAGUAACCGUCUUGAAGAAGGAAGAUGAUGAUUUGGUUGAAAAGACAUUGGUAAUAGAUGGAAAUUCCCGUAUUGUGAAGGACCAUGAACGAGACAUAUGGGAACCCGAAGAACCACCAAAAAUGGUGUCGGCAACGAAUCAAUCUCCAAUUUUCAACGGUCCCGGGUCAUUCAGGAGUCUUAGUGGGAAAACUGAUGACCUCGGGAGUGGGCCUGGAAGUCUUUCAAAGCUAGCAGGAUUAGGUCGGGCUGCCAGACGCCAAUUGGCUACUACGUUAGAUGAUUUCUGGAAACUUCUUUUUGAUUUGCAUGGGGAGAUGACACAAGAUGCCAAAACUAACAAACUUGACAAAUUGCUCGGGAUAGACUCUAAAGUAACCAUGAAGGCCAGCCCAAUUAUAUCCAAAAUGGCAAAUCCAGAAAUCGAGUUUAAUGGCUACAACACGUCUGUGUCUAGCGGAUUAUCUAGUGGAGUAUCUGAUUCGAUUUAUGGGGUACAACGGGGGUCGUCUUCUUUGUUGGCGAGCUAUCAACAAUUACUAGAUGUUUAUGCACAAAACCCGAAUCUCAGUGUGCUGGAUUCCGAGAAACGUUACCAUAGCCUCCGCUUGCCGCAAGUAACUGGUGCAUUUGUUGACCAGCCGGCUACUGUUCACGGGUAUCAAAUCAAGUCCUAUAUCAAUCAAACUAAACAAAGAAGUUCGGAAUACAUGGAACCAGUGUCUCCGAAAUCACCAUCAUUCAUUUCAUCGAACUACAAAGCUCCGGUUUCCUUGACAAAAACCCAACAAAACGGGCUACGGCCGGCAAAGCCACCAGGUUUUCCGGAUCCUGUUGUAUCUAGGAACAACUCAAUGCAACCUGAGCGAACUCAUUACAAUAUUCAGCCAGUAGCCCCAGUUGAGAAUAUUCACGAGAAGAAGUAUUACAGUAUGCCUGAUAUCUCCGGUCUCCUUCCUAAUCGUGAUUCUAAAAUUUUACCUGAACGGGAUGGUACUGCAAGAUACGGGACUCUCGGGCAAUCAGUUUAUUCUGGCCCUUCGUACCGGUCUGGGACUAUUUCCAGUUAUGGUGGGUUGUUGUAUUCAAAUUUAUCCAGGGAUGCUGCUGCUUACCAGCCCGUUUCCAGCUAUGGCCCUGGUUUAGGGUCAGAUACAUGGUCCAUGUGGUCCAAACAACCAUCUGAACAAUUUGGUGUAGCCGGAAAGGUAAACCCUCGAUCACAUUCGAGCACCCAAGAAGCCAUACCUGCAGUAGAUUCUGAAGCAAAUCUUCUCAAGUCUUUUAGACUUUGCAUUGUUAAACUCUUGAAGCUUGAAGGUUCUGAAUGGCUGUUUAAACAGAAUGGGGGUCUAGAUGAGGAUCUUGUUGACCGUGUGGCUGCACGUGAGAGAUUUCUUUAUGAAAUUGAGAGCAAUGAGGUGACUCGUGUGGGCCAUGGUGGAGCUAAGGUUGAUGAAGCAGAGUACAAUAAGUAUCUAGUGACCUCGGUUCCAAAUUGUGGUGAGGGUUGUGUUUGGAGAAUCGAGUUGAUAAAAAGCUUCGGCGUAUGGUGUAUACGUCGGAUUCUCGAACUUUCACUCAUGGAAAGCAGGCCCGAGCUUUGGGGAAAGUAUACAUAUGUUCUUAAUCGUCUGCAGGGAAUAAUAGAGCCGGCAUUUUCAAAACCCCGUGUGCCGACAAGCCCAUGUUUCUGCCUUCAACUUCCAGACUCGUACCAACAGAGAUCAUCACCGCCCAAAUCCUUAAGUAGUUUGCCCCCUCCGGCAAAACAGAACAGAGGGAAAUCCACCACUGCUGCCAGUCUCUUGGACAUAGUCAAGGAUGUCGAGACGGCUAUCUCGUGUAGAAAAGGUCGACCUGGUACUGCAGCUGGUGAUGUGGCAUUUCCAGAAGGAAAAAAGAACCUAGCGUCAGUGCUUAAACGGUACAAACGUCGGUUGCUAGCAGUGACUGCAGAGGGGCUUAGCCGGAGCCCAUAGGUCUCAAGCUUCUUUGGUCUAUUUAAAUGAAAUCUUCAUUGGGUUGUUUUAUAAUUCACGAACAACUCGAUAUUUCACCCUUUCUUGGUUUCGAGGUUUUAGGUUUUGUGUACGUGUACAUCGGGUAUGUUGCAGGCUCUUCUGUAUGCACUGAAGAAUGAACGGCGAUGAUUGUGGUCACACUGACAUGCUUGGCGUAGAAUAAUAGAAUGUUUUUCUCCUUUUUUUUUGAGUAGAUCUGGAUCAAGGUCGUUAUGUAGUGUAAAUAUUUUUAUGCUAGCGACACGAGGGUCUACUAUGGAAAUGAGAUGGGUCUUUCGUGUUUGUUUGGUUGGUUGUUUUUUUUUCCCACAUAGAAACAAGUAUAAACUGAAUCAAAAUGUUUCCUUGUAAUCUUUAUUAAUAAUAUCUUUAGCAUGCA
This is a messenger RNA of Erigeron canadensis, 4492 nucleotides long. Its product is annotated as ethylene-insensitive protein 2-like. The record is from RefSeq and is a predicted model, not a curated record. Bases 415 to 4071 code for a protein of 1218 amino acids. Gene Ontology annotation, molecular function: manganese ion transmembrane transporter activity; cadmium ion transmembrane transporter activity. Gene Ontology annotation, biological process: metal ion transport; ethylene-activated signaling pathway. Gene Ontology annotation, cellular component: membrane. The transcript is spliced from 8 exons. NCBI's taxonomy places the organism in Eukaryota, Viridiplantae, Streptophyta, Magnoliopsida, Asterales, Asteraceae.